GAGGAUAAGCAGAUAACCAAAAUGAUGAUUUGUAUGGCUAAAACUAAAAGGCUUUAAGCUCUUGUUUAAGUUUUGUGGUUCCUAUUCUUUUAUUUAUAUCCUAAUAAGAAUCCAAGUCCCCUCCUCUGUGCUAUUUUGUUGUUUUUUUCCCCUCUCUCUCUCUCUCUCUCUCUGUUACUGACUUUGCCACAUACCUUCAUCAUGAUUCUUCCCAGUCAGUCAGUUACGAUUAUGGUGCUGAAGGUGGAUCUUCAGUGUCACAAAUGCUACAAGAAAGUCAAAAAAGUUCUUUGUAAAUUCCCUCAAAUACGAGACCAGAUAUACGACGAGAAGCAAAACCAAGUGGUGAUCAAAGUGGUAUGCUGUAGUCCAGAAAAGAUAAGAGACAAGAUUUGCUGCAAAGGUGGAGGUGCCAUAAAAAGCAUCGAGAUCAAAGAGCCAGAGAAGCCCAAGCCACCGCCGCCGGUUGAGAAACCACCUCCCGAAAAACCUAAACCGGCUCCACCGCCUCCCGAAAAACCUAAACCGGCUCCACCGCCUCCCGAAAAGCCUAAACCACCUCCUGAAAAACCUAAACCACCGGUGGAGCCAGUGAAGCCUUGUCCUCCUCCUAUGCAGCCGGUUCCUUGUGUGCCAGGGUACCCACCGCCUGUCCGAACAUGUUGUACGGAUUGUUACCAUGGGCAUGCAGGUGGGCCAUGCUACAGUGGUUAUGGUGGGGGACCACCCCCGUACAUCCAGUAUGAUGGUUACUAUGGGAGGCCAGUGUAUGACAGUUACGGCGGUGGCAGCAGGGGGUAUUGUGAAGAAAAUCCCUCAGCUUGCACAGUCAUGUAAAUCAUUGAUCAUCUUGUUGGGCUGUGACACCUUCUUCAAUCUCGGGAUAAUAUUUUAGCAGUGUUUGUUGUUUGAUAUUAAUAAUAUACGAGGGCCGUAUAUUGUUAAGUGAAUAAUAAAGUUGGUUGUUGAUCUUGGUGGUUGUCAAGUCACAAUCAUGUUAGUCUAUUCAUUUUAUCAUUAAUAUAGACCACAGAGAGAAAGAGAGACAUCCCUUCAUAGUUGGUGCGUGCUACAAUUUUCAAUGCAAUUGAAGUUUCCAUUCCACAUU
Malus domestica (apple) is the source of this 1108-nucleotide messenger RNA. RefSeq names its product protein PYRICULARIA ORYZAE RESISTANCE 21-like. Gene Ontology annotation, biological process: regulation of defense response to fungus. The record is from RefSeq and is a predicted model, not a curated record. NCBI's taxonomy places the organism in Eukaryota, Viridiplantae, Streptophyta, Magnoliopsida, Rosales, Rosaceae. Gene Ontology annotation, molecular function: metal ion binding.